Molecule: messenger RNA, 378 nt
Organism: Ustilaginoidea virens
Lineage: Eukaryota; Fungi; Ascomycota; Sordariomycetes; Hypocreales; Clavicipitaceae
Exons: 2
Coding region: 1-378 (125 amino acids)
Source: RefSeq, a predicted model, not a curated record
AUGCCUCGUGGGCGACUGAGGCCCGAGUCGCCGCUCCGAAUGCCAAUGAGCCCUGAGCACAGCAGCAAUGCCAUGGAUAAUGGCGACUCGCGGCGGUUAUCGCCAACAAGGCCCUCUGUUUCCAGGACCCAGCUGCUGCACCACCUGCGAGACAUGUCCGACAUGUCCCCUGCUCAGUCUCCAGCGCGACAUGGUUUCGACAACGGUAAGCAGCAGCCGUGCAAGGCCAGCAGGUUCAACGGUCCCAGCAGCAGAACCAGUGGCUGGAAAUCCCCGUUGCCAGCGGCGUGGAGAACGAAUCCGGCCGCAAAGGGGACUCGGCAAGAAAGAUGCGGGAUGCUUGCUGCAAUCACACCUGUGCCGGCGAGUGACAGCUAG